Molecule: messenger RNA, 1508 nt
Organism: Bombina bombina (fire-bellied toad)
Lineage: Eukaryota; Metazoa; Chordata; Amphibia; Anura; Bombinatoridae
Product: surfeit locus protein 4
Exons: 6
Coding region: 82-891 (269 amino acids)
Biological process (GO): Golgi organization
Cellular component (GO): endoplasmic reticulum-Golgi intermediate compartment; membrane; endoplasmic reticulum
Source: RefSeq, a predicted model, not a curated record
AUUUGCAGAGUUCCUCCUGUUCUUUCAGUCCCUGUCUGAUUUCGGGACGGACGGGCUCAUUAACUAACUGAACAGGAGGAGAUGGCGCCCGCGGAACUCAUGGGGGCUGCCGAGGAGUUGGCUGACAAGUUCUUACGUGUCACUAAGCGGUACCUUCCACAUGUGGCUCGCCUUUGUUUGAUCAGCACUUUUCUGGAGGAUGGGAUUCGCAUGUGGGUCCAGUGGACAGAGCAGCGCGAUUACAUCAGCAUGUCUUGGGGAUGUGGUGCGUUUUUAGCAUCCCUUUUUGUUCUCCUCAACAUGUGUGGACAGCUAGUUGGAUGUUUUCUUGUUUUAACAAGAAAAUUUGUUCCCUAUGCUUGUUUUGGCCUCUUUGGGAUUAUAUUCGUGCAGACUAUUGUAUACAAUAUCCUGUGGGAUGUCAACUUCCUCAUGAGGAACCUAUCUUUAAGUGGUGCCCUUCUGCUGCUCCUGGCAGAGUCUCACUCUGAGGGCAAGUCUAUGUUUGCUGGGGUGCCCAGUGUGGGAGAAUCAUCUCCACGUCAGUACAUGCAGCUGGGAGGACGCUUGCUACUUGUGCUUAUGUUUAUGACCCUGCUACGCUUCAAUCUCAGUGCCUUUACUAUAUUUCAAGAUAUCUUUGGACUGGCCUUGAUCCUUCUUGUAGCAGUGGGCUUCAAGACUAAGCUGGCAGCAUUAACUCUAGUUGUCUGGCUGAUGGUUAUAAAUGUUGUACAAAAUGCUUUCUGGAAUGUGCCCUCAUACCGGCCUCUCCACGAUUUCCUGAAAUAUGACUUCUUCCAGACCUUAUCAGUUGUGGGAGGACUGCUGUUGGUUGUGGCGCUGGGUCCUGGGGGUGUCUCCAUGGAUGAACAUAAGAAGAAGUGGUAACCACCUUCCAAACACAGUUUAAUUCUGAAUCAUUUCUAUGACUAGAAAUCCUAUCUCACAAGUGAUCUGAAUUGUCCCUAACUGAUCCAGGAUAAGAAUGGAAUCAGCUCUUUAUCUUUGAAUAAUCCUUGUGAAUGAAUUCAAAGGGAAAAGACUGACUCACAUCACAAACCUUAAUGCUGAGAAUGGGAUUUACAGGACAAAUGUAUUCUUAAUGGUUAAUCCCUUGUGAUUAGAGUUCCUAUGACCCAGAAGAAUUGCUAAACAAACACUUCUGGAAUAGAUGGUUUUUAUCAGGUGGGACAUUUUCCCCUAAUGGAAUUUUAUCUGGUUCCAUGGGACAUACAGGAUCAGUGCCACAAGUUGGAACUGCACAAAUACAAUCCAUGUCCGUAGUGGAGGACAGUACCAAAGUCAUAAGUAGAAUUUUAGCACUAAAUCUGACAAGAAAAAUACAGUACAAGAUUCAAAAUCCCUGUAUUAUACCUUUUUUGUAUUCUUUUAAACAUGUGCCUUGGUCAGGCGUACCAUUAUGUGACACAUCAUCCUGCAUGGGUUUGUAUCAUUUGUCCAAUCACCUCCCGAGAAUGCUGGGAAGUAAAACGGUUUUAUUAUUA